CACAUUGAUUAUUUUCAAGGAGUGGUAGUGAUUUAUAAGGCCAACUUAACCAUAUUAAUUAAAUUGGUUUAACCUGGGCCUAAAUGACGGUAUUUUGGGCUUCAUACCAGGUACCUCAACACACACUACUUGACCCACAAAACACCCAUCCGUCACACAAGAGGGGUCAAGUGUCAAGCGUGUUGACACCCUUCAACAUCAACCACCCAAGUGGGCACCCUAUCAUACUUAGCCAAAAUUUCGCCCCACCAGCCGCCUACCUACCUCGUGGGUAAUUACCCCUAGAUAUGAUGGGUAGUUAUGGCAAUGGGGCGGGGCGGAGCGGGUACCUCAAUUCCCAUGCCCCGUCCCAUGCUACUACGAGUCGGGGCGGGUAAAAUCCGCGCGGGUACGGGGCGGGGCGGGUCGACCCACUCUUACAAAGGUCCAUGUUUUUAUUACACUUCUGUAUUUUGUCUGAACUAAACAACACAUACAAUUUAAUAUUAAUGUUUGAAUCAAUACUACUUGAGGUCCAAUUUCCAAACUAAUAUCUUUCUAUAAAAUAUAAAUAACUUAAGAUAAAAUAUAAAUAUAGAAGCAUCAUCACCAAACAUAUUCCUAGAGUUCAAUAAAAGAAAUAACAAUAAAUAAAAUGUAGGUUGGUUGGUUACAAUGCUCUUUCCUCAUUCAAGUGACCAAGAUUCAAACUCCAAUGAUAACAUUUUUAAUAUAUGAACAUGAACUGGGUGCAAUGACAAAAAUGACCUUCAUAGAAUCACUCUCAGUCCAUGAAAUUUGAAAUAGGAGAAUUCCAACCCAUGUUUUGCCUCUAUGUAUUUUGUAGAUGUUGUGCAUUACUAUUUACUACACAUGCUAUCAUUAUUUUCCCGAUUGAUUGUCUUCUUGCACCAUACAUGUGUUGGUUUACUAAUGAUGGCGAAUCGUGAUUGCAACACCCUUAAUGCUCUCUCAGAAUCUUUUGUGGCAACAAGAUUGACUUAAGAAAGGUUGCACAGCUUGGAUAGAUUCCACCAGUGAGGUAGGAGCCCAAGUUGUAAUUUGUUUUCAUUGACGUAAUAGUUAGCUUUUGUUGCUCUCCCUUCUAACACUUCAUGGGAAACUGGAGAGCGAUUUAAUAUGUCGAUGUAUAUGAACCGUGUAUGAUUUCUUUCUAGCUUUGUGAAUGAAUCUUCAAUCAAUAACUAUACAUCUUUGUAUUAGUUUUCACAUUAUCCAAAUCGAUAUAAUUAAAAUAUAAUUUAUGAUUUUUAAUUUAUUAACAACUUAAAUAAUUACAACUGCAAGACUUAUUAAGUUUAGCCAUUCACGUGUAAAAUGUAAAUAAAAAAAAGGUAGACAGAAAAAAAAAAUUGGGUGCAUAAAUGAAACACGUGGAUCCUAAUCCCAAGAAGAAAUUGCUUAUUUGGCAACAUUUCUAAAUAAGAAAGAAAGUCCUACAUUCAUACAGGUGCUUAAGCCCAAUGCCACGAAAUUUCAAAUACGCAACGGUGGUGCUCUUAGGACGACUGUGGACGGUCGGAGAGUCAUAUUUUAGCAAUUUAGUUAGGAUAAGAUAAACCGUACGUAUCCCUCUCUCUCUAGAUCUCGCUAGCGAGACCUCUUAUUCUCUUUCUCUCUCUAUAUAUACUCGAAAUUUCAAAUCCACAACACCUCGAUCGGACACAGCCUUCUGUGCGCUGCAGUAAUCAAGCUACUAUAUGUGCAUGCAAUAUGCUGCAGCAGCCAAAAUCCAACACUGCCCGCCGGGGUGGUAACAACUGCAGCAACCAUCGUCGCCGGCGGUGGCGCCACGACGUGUUCAUAAGCUUCCGGGGCUCCGACGUCCGAGACACGUUCGUGGCCCAUCUCCGCCCCGCGCUCCGCAGAGAAGGCGUCACGUCGUUCGCCGAUGACGACCCUCGCGACCUGCCGCGCGGCGAGAAUCUGAAGGAAGCGAUUCCGCGCGCUAUCGAGCGGUCGAGGUUCUCGGUGGUGGUUCUGUCACGGAACUACGCCUCGUCGGAGUGGUGCUUGGACGAGCUCGUCGCCAUUAUGAGGUGUUGUAAUACUACUGGUGUGGUGGGCUGCCACGUGGCUAUCCCGAUCUUCUACCAUCUGUCACCGGAGGAUGUCUCCGGCUGCUACGAGGAGGACAUGGAUCGACACAAGCGUAGGUUUACUUACGAGAGAGUCGACGGCUGGAUUCGGGCGCUUGCUUGGAUCGCCGGUAUAGCCGGUUGGGUCGUUCCGGCACCUGCAAGCCAGUAAGUGAUAAUAAAGCAUGUUGAAGAAAAAGGAAAACUCUAGUAACUUCUCACUUGCAUUAUUUUAAAUAGUCAAGUUUGGCACUGUGUGCCGAAGAUUACAAAUAUAAAACACUAAGGUUUAAAACUGACAAUAAAAUUAAACUUGAUGAUGAUUGGAGGUGGUAAUUUCAAUCCAUUCUUGUAUAAUAUGGAUUCAAAUGGUAAAUUAUGAUUUAGUAUCUAUACUUUUUAUAUUUAGUAUUUUGAUAUCUAAAAUUUAUUUUUAAUAUAAAUAUGUAUACUUAGUACCUAAAUUUUUCAAAAUUUACAUAUUGGUCUAAGACUUGAAUUUCAUUUGAGUUCUUGGAUUAAUCCACCAAUCCAUUGAUCUACCAAUUCAAUCCACAAAUACAUAAAUCAAAUCCAUUUUUCAUCUAUAAUGAUAAUAAUUUUCUCUAACGGACAUCGAUCCACUUAGUUCUUAUUUUUAUUUAUUUUUGUGAUCACGAGUUCAAGUCUUGAAUUGAUCUUUCAACAUCUCCUGUUAUGCUGAUUUUCCAUAGGUUUGUGGAGAGAAUUGCUAGAGCCAUGGGCCGGAAUGUGCAGGAGCUUGAUCAUGUGGAGAGAGCUACUCCGGCGAGUGACAAAAGAAAAAACAUGAAUCUUCGCAUUGUAACAGUUUGGGGUAGCAAUGGUGUAAAACCUGAUCGCCGGAGAAAUACGAGUUGUCGACGAUACAAUGUUUUUAUGGAUGAUCGUCGGCAAAACGCAAGGCCGCCGCAUCAUCGUCGCUGUCUAUGGGCACAAGUAAAGGUGCUGCUUUUGUCCGUGCUUUGGCUGCAAAAGCGAGAGAAUGAUCUAUAGCACUCAACGACGUGGUCUAAUCUACCCAUAAUAUAAUACACCGAAGGGAAAAACGGGAGCCCCAUUUCAAAUUUUCUGCAACGAGAGUAAAAGUAGGAAGGACAUUUUGGUCUUCACAAUUACUUUUUUUUAUUCAUUAAAAAGACACGUACUGGGAUUCGAACCAUGUCCAUUUUAAAGAAAAGUAAGGAACAUAACCAAUCACACUAAGUACAUUUGUUGUAUCCUUUUAAAUCAAAAACAUAUAAUAGUAGGGAGGAAAAACCCCUUCCCCCCAUUUCAAAUUCCUUGCUCCAUGAGCGUUUGUAUGAAGGGUAGAAUAGGUAGUGUUAAUUUUUUUCUCUUUCCUCUGUGGAACGGGCCAACUUACCGUACACAUGCCGAUUUAAACGGGUUCAAGAGUGUCAAUUUUUUUCUUUAAGCCCUUGUAUUUCUCCGUGGUGAUAAAAUAUAUAUGAAAAGGCAAAAACAAUACUUCUUUUUAUGCUAAAAAUAAAAAAAUUUAACAAUAAACUAAUGCAUGGUAUCUAAAGGGCUAACCGCUAACCAUAAAAUAAAAGAGUUGAAUGGGCCUGACCUACACCGGAUUUGGCCAUCAAGUAAAACAAAUGAACAUCAUUGGUUUGACAUUCUAAAACAAGCUAUUUUCUCUAGCAUAAUAUAUAUUAUUAUAUUAUUUUAUAUUUUAGUGGCUAAAAUAUAAUGUAGUUUAAAAUUAUUCAAUGGUUCAAUCUCGACCAACCCAAUUAGUCCAAUUUUUAUCAUUUCAAAUAUAUAUUAUAUAAUUAUUUGAUAUCAUAAUGAUAAAAUCAUAGUGUAUUUUAUAGGGAAUCGUUUGGUAUUUGUUAGUAAAAAACUAAACAGAAAGAUCUAUUUGGUUAUUUUAAACAUUAAAACGAUCCUAAACAU
This is a messenger RNA of Linum trigynum, 4001 nucleotides long. NCBI's taxonomy places the organism in Eukaryota, Viridiplantae, Streptophyta, Magnoliopsida, Malpighiales, Linaceae. The record is from the annotation of a GenBank genome assembly.